AUGCCAUCUCUAAUCUGGAGCUCCGCUUAUCUCUUUUUGUUGGUGGAAUUGGUGAUCACCGCCAUCUUGGUCGUUCCCGUUCCAAUCAAGAUUCGAAAUGCAAUCACCCGCAAAGUCUUUCAAUUGAACCUUGGCGAACGCUUGCGCAAACCGAUUCUGUUCAUUGGCAUUGCCCUAGCCUUUGGCUUUGUCGAUUCCUACAGUAAGCAUAAAUAUGUGCUGGACAUGAUCAACGAGGAACGCAAUGCCGAGCUGGACCAUGGGCACCACUUGCCACAUGUCGUGCAUCACGAAAAGGAAAAGAAGUACAAGGCCGAACGCAACAUGUACUUGACUGGGUUUGCUUUGACUCUACUCUUUGUAAUCGGUCGCAUUUGUCAGUUGAUGCAAGAACAUGUGGAAUUGGAAAACGAGUUGCAUCCUGAGACUGCGGUAAAGAAGAAGGAGCCUACUGCUUCACCACCAAAGAAACCUGCAGACAAGAAGAAAGACUAA
Molecule: messenger RNA, 495 nt
Organism: Cylindrotheca closterium
Lineage: Eukaryota; Bacillariophyta; Bacillariophyceae; Bacillariales; Bacillariaceae
Source: the annotation of a GenBank genome assembly